Nicotiana tabacum (common tobacco) is the source of this 6064-nucleotide messenger RNA. NCBI's taxonomy places the organism in Eukaryota, Viridiplantae, Streptophyta, Magnoliopsida, Solanales, Solanaceae. The record is from RefSeq and is a predicted model, not a curated record.
UCUCUUACAGGAACCGCAAUUGUUUCGGCUCUGGUCGUCGUCUUCCUCUCUCUCUCUCUCUCUCCAUGAUCACCGCUGCAACUACUACUACAAAACUUCACAGAAAAACUCAUCUUUAAAAAAGAAAAAAUGAUGCACAAAUCAAACUAUAAUUUCCCUUUUCCUCAAAAAUCCAUUAACAGUUCAAAACAGCAGCUAAUUGAUUCCCUCACAUCCCACAUUUCUCUCUACAAUUCACAAACCCCUCCAUCUCCCAAUCAUAAUCCUAACCCUAGAUCCUCUAUCCUCAAAUGGUUCUCCUCCCUUUCAAUUCCUCAACGGCAAGCUCAUCUCACAAUCGUUCACUCCAAUUUCCUCCAAGUCCUUCUUCAAAUGCUUACUAAAAUCCAAUCCAACGGUCAUGGUUCCUUCAUCAUCCUACCCGAUAUGCCCUCCUCCGACGGCUGUGAUCUUCCGAGCAUUUGCUUCCGCAAGUCUCACGGGUUAUUAGCUCGAGUUGCUGAGUCGAACGAGUCAGAACGGCGAGUUCGUCACUCGGUUCGGCUCUUCAGCUCGAAAGAAGGGGAAGGAGGGGAAAAUGGGGUUUCGGGUUUAUUGGAUUUUGUUGAUUCUUUGACUGUUAGUGAGGAAUUUGUGGAGAAUGUGGAUAGUUUUACGAAUGCAAUGGAUGGCGUUUCAAAUGGGAUGUUUUUGAGGGGGGAAGAAAGUGGUGGGUUGAGCUCAGAAUGGGUGGAAUUGGGGUGGUUGAAAGCCAAAGGGUAUUAUAGUAUCGAGGCUUUCAUGGCAAAUAGGUUGGAGGUGGCGUUACGAUUGGCGUGGUUGAAUAAUAAUAAUAAUAAUGGGAAGAAGAGAGGUGUGAAAUUGAAAGAUAAGGUGAAUGCUGUAGGUAUAGGAGCCAAUGCGUUUUGGAGGAAGAAAGGGUGUGUAGAUUGGUGGGCAAAGUUGGAUGAGACAACGAGUGUGAAGAUUCUUCGUCUCGGCUUAGGAAAGGCUGCAAAAUCACUGAUUGCUGAUACUUUGAAGGGGGCAAGAGGUGUUUCAGCGGAUAAAGCUUGCCUAUGCAGUUCGGCGCUGCAACAGCCUCUGGGUAACACUACUUUGUCUAAACGAAGGAACUUUGUGAAUUUCAGAGGGUCUGAUGUAGGAGUUCCACAGAACACGUUUCAUGCAUCAAUGUUUGGAGUUUCAUGUUCAUUCAACCAGUUACUUGAUUGUUUGUUUAUGCUUCAGGAUGUCUCCACUGUGCUGCUGGCAUGUCCGGGUACUGUUGGCGAGUCUCCUGACAGUGGAAAACUAUUUUUUAGUUCAUUAGAAUCUGUUAAUACUCUUUCUGAUAGUAUAUUAAGAAAAUUACGGGGGUUACUCAUGAUUAUUUCUCUUGACUGUACAAAGUAUGAGCUGCUUGGGGACGAAAACUUGAAUUCCUUACCAAAGCAAAACAAGGAAAUACAUGGUGCUUCUAACCGUAAGAAAAAAGGGAAGAACCAUAAAGUGAAGAAGUUUAAUCCUUUGCCAAAAUCUACUACAGGUGUAAGUCCUGUUAAAAAUAGUGAGGAUAAUGGAGACGCAUCCAUGUGUGGUGAUAAUGUGCAUAAUAGUUCGUCUACUGGUUUGGUAGAUAAAUUUCGUGGUGAUAAUGUACAUUGUAGUUUGCCUAGUGGAUCGGUCGAUAGAGUACAACAGAAGGAUCUUGAUAACGGACAUGGUGAAGGACCAGAUAGUCAAACUGUUAGAAGUGCUUCAAGGAAGAAAAGGAAAGAAAGAAACAAGACUAAAAACCGUAGCUUGAUAACUUCUGGGGAAGAUGGUAAAUGUCAGAAAAGAAAUUCUCAAAAGUCCUUUGUUUCUGUCAACUCCCAAGAUGGGGAUCCAAGGUCUGAUUGUGUCCCUGUAGAUUCAGUUGUUCAAAGUGCAUCAAAAGAUUCUUCUGUUGACAAUGAGGGACGUGAACUGGAAAUAAGCAUUCCGAGUCAAAACGGUGGGGAUUGUGGUUCUGCUGGUUCUUUUGAAGGUUGCAGGAAUCCUUGUUUGACAGUCCAUUUGCCCCCAGAGGGGGUGAUCGGAAAUGGAGUGGUAGCUGUUGCAGUGGAAACUACCAAUAGUGAUGGCGAUUCUGGUGGUUCUUCUAGAAUGCCUUUGAUUGAAUCUGAGCUCACUCAUUCAAACUGCAAGGAGUUUAAAACAUUGAAUAACAGAUCAAAUUUUCUUGAGAAACAAACUAAAGGUAGUGAUUCCAACAAAAAACUUACCUCUUUAAAGGAGCAAGGAAGUGUUGAUGUUUAUGAUACAGGGCCUAUGAAUUCACCAUCUUAUGUUUCGUAUGAGUGGCCCAGUGUAGCUCCCAUUCAUCUUCCAUACAGUGAUUCACAUCUCCCACCUGCUACUGAGAGACUGCACCUUGAUGUCAGUCACAACUGGCAAAGUCAUUUUCGUCAUUCUUUUCUACGCAAUGUACGUCAUGUGAGAACUUCUUCAAUUGAAACAGGGUGCCCUGGAAUUAUAUCUAGACCUUUGUCAAUGAGUUUAGAUUGGCCCCCAAUGGUUCGCAGUAUCAAUAGACUAGCUCCAUCAGUUACAUGCAAUUAUGAUGCUGGGUUUAUCUCUAGACGAACUUCUUUCCAGCAGGAUAUAGCAGCCCAAAGCAUUCACUGCAAUGCGGUUAGUACUGAGGAUGAAAGGGUGUAUUCUGGUGACUUUAUUGACUUCUCUGAUCUUUCAAAUUCACAUGAAGUGGGUGAAGACCAUGAUUAUCACUGGAUGUCUGAAGAAGAGUUAGAGGUACAUGCUGUUCCUGGGGUGGACUAUAAUCAGUACUUUGGAGGUGGUGUUAUGUACUGGAAUCCUUCUGAUCAUCUCGGUACUAAUUUUUCACGUCCUCCCUCUCUUAGCUCGGAUGAUAGCUCAUGGGCGUGCAGGGAAGCAGAUAUGAACAGGGCAGUUGAUGAUAUGGUUGCCUUCUCUUCUUCUUACAGUACAAAUGGUUUGACUUCUCCAUCUGCUGCUUCCUUUUGCUCCCCAUUCGAUCCUUUAGGUUCAGGACAUCAGGCUCUUGGUUAUGUUAUACCAGGAAGUGAGAUUACCAGCAAGGUUUUACAGUCCUCAUCAUCAGCAGAUCUAGUGACAAUAGAGAAUGCUUCAGGAUCCUUGUCCAAUUUGUCUGCUGAUGGUGAAGCAAAGUCUGUGGAUUCACUUCCGUACCCCAUUCUACGACCCAUUGUCAUUCCCAGUAUGUCUAGGGAGAGAUCAAGAUCAGAUUUUAAGCGAAGUCAUGAUCAUAAAAGUCCUUGUGUUCCUCCCAGCAGGAAGGAGCAACCUAGGAUCAAGAGACCUCCAUCGCCUGUGGUCCUCUGUGUUCCACGUGCCCCUCGUCCACCUCCUCCUUCUCCAGUUAGUGAUUCUAGAAGGCACAGAGGUUUUCCAACUGUUCGGUCUGGUAGCUCCAGCCCCAGGCAAUGGGGUGUCAAAGGUUGGUUCCAUGAUGGAAUUAAUUUUGAAGAAGCAUGUAUACGCAUGGAUGGUAGUGAAGUAGUUUGGCCUGCUUGGAGAAGUAAAAGUCUCUCAGCCCAUCAGUUAACACAACCUCUACCUGGAGCUUUGCUGCAGGAUCGCCUUAUCGCAAUUUCACAGUUAACUCGCGAUCAAGAACAUCCAGAUGUUGCAUUCCCACUUCAACCUACCGAAAUGCUGAACUGUACUGCAAAGAAGGCCUGUCUUUCAGUGAUCCAUAGUUGCCUUCACGACGAAAUCGAGAGCUUCUGCAAACAGGUUGCCUCCGAGAAUGUGAUCAGGAAGCCUUACAUUAAUUGGGCUGUGAAGCGUGUUGCACGUUCUCUACAAGUAUUAUGGCCUAGGUCUCGUACAAACAUUUUUGGUUCAAAUGCUACUGGGUUGUCACUCCCAUCAAGUGAUGUGGACCUUGUGGUUUGUCUUCCUCCUGUGAGGAAUCUGGAACCAAUUAAAGAAGCUGGGAUCUUGGAGGGGCGAAAUGGGAUCAAAGAAACAUGCCUUCAGCAUGCAGCUAGAUAUCUGGCUAACCAGGAGUGGGUAAAAAAUGAUUCUCUGAAGAUCGUGGAAAAUACUGCUAUACCAAUUAUAAUGCUUGUGGUAGAAGUUCCACAUGAUCUCAUUUUGUCGUCUCUAUCAAAUUUACAAACACCAAAAGCAGAGCCAACUCAGUUGAUUGUAGAAGAAGGCAAUGCAGUAUUUCAGGCUGAUUCGACUUGUUCAGAGUCCUCAUCUUCACCACAGUGGUCCAAGAUGAAUGAAUGUAGAAAGGAUGUAAAAGCAGUUCGACUUGAUAUUAGUUUCAAAUCGCCUUCACAUACAGGAUUACAGACCACUGAGCUGGUUAAAGAGCUCACUGAACAGUUUCCUGCUGCCACACCUCUUGCUUUGGUGCUAAAACAGUUCCUAGCAGAUCGCAGUCUUGACCAGUCAUAUUCAGGCGGUUUAAGCUCAUAUUGUCUAGUACUAUUGAUCACACGAUUUUUGCAGCAUGAACAUCAUCACGGUCGACUAAUUGACCAAAACUUGGGGAGCCUCCUGAUGGAUUUUUUCUACUUCUUUGGGAAUGUGUUUGAUCCUCGUCAAAUGCGUGUUUCAAUACAGGGAAGCGGCUUAUACAUAAAUAGAGAACGAGGAUGCAGCAUUGAUCCAAUUUGCAUUGAUGAUCCUCUGUACCCAACCAAUAAUGUGGGGCGGAAUUGCUUUCGCAUACACCAAUGCAUCAAGAUGCUUAUUCUACUUUGGAAAAUGAGAUACCUUCUCUUCCUAGCAACGAUGAAUCAAAUUCAGUACCUCAAGUUAAGCUGCUCCCAAGAAUUAUCCCAAGCAUUGGGCUUUCUGUGGGAUCUUAAUAUCAGAAGUUUUGAAUCUUGAAGCUUAUUGUUAUCACUAUCAAAGACUCAAAGGUCAAUCUCAAUGCGCAACUGCCUCUACCCAGUAUGGAUUUAAUUCUCCAGCCGCUGAUUCUGCCGUGAUUGAGUGGGGUUCCGCCUUUAGAAACUGGAACUUACUUCCACUGGAUGUCAGAACAAAGGAAUAUCUUAAGAGCUCCUCGAUUCAAUAGAAUCAAAUCUCGUCUGAACUCUAACCAUGUCAGUGUAGCAUGACCGCAUUGGCAUGUUGGAGACAAUUUGCCAUUGCCUGGUUCAUCUUUUUUUGAGUAGGCCAGUACCUGGUUCCUCUUGAAAGUAAUUCCAAGGUAUCUUCACUUCACUUGCUAGAGUGUAAAGGGCCCCAAACCUUUUGUCAUUUGUAGCAGGCCAUUACAGGUUCUUCUUCCGGCUUAUUUGAGCUUUUAACUUGAUUGACCCUGUAAUCUAAAAACUCGCAGUAGCCAAUUCCUUUUCCUUAUUUUCAUGUGGCUGGUCUCAACAUAAGCAUCCUAGAACUCUACAGUGAACUCAUGGAGAAGAUGGUGGAAGGAAGGGUACACUCAGAGGAUCCGAUGUAAGAAAUACAAGAAGAGAAAGGAAGAAGAGAUUGGUACUUGUAUUAGAUAAAUACUCAUGGGGCUGUAGGCUGAAGUGCUGAACCAUGUCAUAUGAUUUCAUCCUAUCUAAAGUACUUUGCAUAGCCAUGUUAAGAAUCUGGAGCUGAGACUGGUGAUCCACUUCAUUGGAAAGAAAGAGAUUUGCAUAAACCCAUUAUACAGCUGAGCUUGCAAAGACAACUUGGCCUUCUGAUUUAUGGGUGCAAGAAGGGGAUCCUUCAUUUAUGCAUGAUCGGAUUAAAUAUCAAUGAAGGAGAGAAAUUUCUGUAUGUACAUAUUAAUUUUAUUGUCUUUGUCAGGUUGUGAUGAUGAUAACAAUUAAGCUGAGCUGGUCCUCUUAAAGCUUAAGAUUGGAAUUCUUGGUAUUCUGUUUGGACUCAGAUGAGUACAACUUGAAGGGAAUAGACUUAAAAGAUUUAUAUAGUCGAGCUCAACUAGUUUGACAUUGAGGCAUUAGUUGCCAUUGUUGUACUUUUGUUGUGUUCAUUGACAAAUAAUCUAAUAAUUACUUGGUGAGUAUUAAAUUACCAGUACUCAUUCAAAUAAAUCGUAUAGAACAAUAAUUAGAUA